Messenger RNA from Coturnix japonica (Japanese quail), 9624 nucleotides. The record is from RefSeq and is a predicted model, not a curated record. NCBI's taxonomy places the organism in Eukaryota, Metazoa, Chordata, Aves, Galliformes, Phasianidae.
CAUGCUUCAGAACUUCGAAACUUGAAGACCACAGGGGUUCAUUAAGUCACAUUUCUAAGAAACGAGCUGUUCUUUACCUGCUUAUCUUUUCCCUCUGAUUCUUGAGUUAUUAUUUUGUCCAUUGCAGUCAGAUUUUACUGAAACAACAUCUUCUAAUGUGAUUGAAUAAGAUACGUGUCUUUCAGGUAGUUUCUUGGUGUAUCAAUGGAUUCACGUGUGUCUGAGUUUCUUUUUGCUCACAUCUCCUAACACAUCCAGUUGUUCUUUUGUUCUUUCAGUUCUUAACAGGGAUGAAUUUUUGUUUCCUCUGACUCAUACUGGGGUGUACAUCUGUAAGCUAUGACACCACACUGUGAGGUAAUAACGUGCUAUAGACUUUAAUGUCACUGUAACCCAGAUAAGGUAUCCUUGUCUCGAGGUUAUGUUGCGUGUCUGAGUCACUUGGAGGAAGCAGAGGCUGCAUCUUAGGUGAUUUAUGGGCACAGAUUGGGAUCAGGGCCUGGAGGGCCAGAGGGAGCAGAGAGGAGGUAGAUGGGAAGGAACUGCCUGCAAUGAAGAUCUUUUUAUUUUUUUUUACUUUUUCCUGUAUUACACCGUGCUACUUGCACUGUAAUGCAGCUUCUGCUUUAUUGGGCAGCCUGUGGCAGACGGUAACUUCUCUAGCGGGAUAGUUGCAAAGAAUAGUAAGAAAUGUGUUGUAAAUUUGCGUGUUUCACUCAAAACAACUUCUUUUGGUGUAGAAACGAGCUUUUAGUUGAGGAAAGCCAAGGGUUUGGAGUUAUUUAGUUCAAGAGAACCUUAUGUGGCCAAGUAAAAUACUGAAGUGUCACUAUUACUCAGAACAACUUUCAGGUAAAUCUACAAGAGUCUGGAAUGUUUGGAAAGAAAUUGAUUUGUUCAAUAACAGCAACUGUAUGUUCUUGUGAUGUGGUGAGGCAAGUUGAGGCCUUUGCCUUACCUAUAAAGCACCAUUGGUUCUGGAAAUCCUAGGCUGUAUCUGCAGCCUGUUGUCUUGCUAUGGAAGUUCCUUGCUUUGGAAACUGAGGUUAAGUAACAACGGAGUGUAUUUGAGAUGGCUCGGUGUUAUUCGGUUUGAUCAGAAGGAGGCGGCUCUUUUGGGGACAGCAUUUAGCAAAUGUGAUGUUGAUGGGUUGUGGAGGUUGGGUCCUUGUGAUGUGUUUCUACUUUUUGUGUUGGAAAAUACUUGAUGAGCAGCGUGAGGAGCUUGAAUCGUUCAGAUUGAGGAACGCAGCGUGGAAGUGUACGUGAAAAUUUGAAGAAGUAGAAUAUUACAAAGUUCAUCCUCAAUAAUUUUGCUGUAAUGGUAGCUUUCCCUUUUUAGCUUUGCUAUGAUUCAUUGACUAAACAUGUGCCUUCAAAUUAUGGCCUUAUUUAAACUAAACAGAUACCCUGCACUGAUCAGGGCCAAGUUCUUUUCUCAAAUUUUACUGCAUUAUUAAAUAGGCAAUGUUGGGUUUGAUGCAUAUUAGGAACAUUAAUUAGUUCAGUGGAGACUUAACGUUCAGAAAAUGGCAUCAAAAAUAUCAUAGGGAAUUUGACUAUUUUCUUUUCCUGUUAACGUUGUUAGAGGCUGAGGAAGGAAAAUUACAGAUCAGUGAUAAAUUACGUAGCUUAGUAUGUUUCUUUCACACAGUAUUGAUGCGGGUGCCUGAAAUGUUGUCCUGUCUGGCAAUUUAAGUGGCAGGUCUAAGCAAUCCUACAGCAACAGAUUCAAUAGUUUGGCCUCGCUUUCAGUUAGAUUAUUGUUUGGUAAAUCCAGUGUUUUUUGGUUUGUCUUCUAAGCAAGCAAAAGUGUUAAUUUAUAGGUAACAUAAAAAGAGAAAUAUGGCUUUGUACUGUUUUUUUCUAUUGUUUUAUUUCUAGAGCCGUUAACAGACUAUUUGUAAGGUUUGAGUACGUGAGGCAAUAGAGGAAAAGGAGCAAAAUCCUGAGGAGAGGUUUUGGGCUGCGUAGAUGUGCUUCCAUUUCUGUGGCAUGCUGGAGUUUCCCUGCUAGGACAGCUGAGUAAAGUGGCUGUAGCUGGUAUCUUACAUUGGUCUCAUUACUCAAGACCUCCCAGUUCUCUUCUGUCAUGCUUGAAACAAACACCACUAAACGGUGUGUUUGUCAUACUGGGAUAACAAAACCACUGUUUCAAGGUACAGAUAAUGUAUCACUGCAUCUUUUAACAUACAAAUCCCUUGCAGGUGAUGCUCCACUCAUACUGAAGUAAUACAGCCUAACGCUUUGAAUUAAAUAGCAGAAUACAGAGCUUUGUACUUUAACUUUUCUUUUGACUUUUUGCCUUUCCCAUCUUGCCUAAUUCUUCCUCUGCUAUUUUUCACCACACAGGUGCAAACAUUUAAUUGUUUUGCAGAUACUGACAGCUGGACUUAAUUUGAAUUGCUAUGAAAAGGCAUUCUUGCUCUACUGGAGGAAAGUAAAACAUCUUAAGGAAAACAGGAAGGACUCUGAAUGUGAAGUCUAAACUUAGUUGAUGUGCACCUCGUGCCAGUUUCUACCUCCUACAUGUUAAGUUCUCUAACACACAGCUUUGUUUCUUCUCAUGCUUUGCAAAGGAGCUACUUAUAAGGAGAAGCACUGCAAGAAAUCAAGAUGAUGGAUACAGCAUCUUAAGCAAGAGCAGAAGACUGAAGCCCAUUCUGGGGCAGAAUGAGUUUAAAAGAUGCGGACAGUGCAGUUUGCCAGACAAAAGCAGCCUAUAAUCUUCAUGUUUACCCCCAACUCUCAACAGAAAGUUCUGCCUGCUGCAAAGUGACAGCAACGAAGGAUACCACGUCUUCAGAUGUCAUCAAGGAUGUGAUUAAUAUCUUAAACUUGGAUGUCUCAAAAAAUUAUGUGCUUGUGGAGGUGAAAGAAACAGGUGGUGAAGAAUGGGUACUUGAUACAAAUGAUUCUCCUGUUCAUAGGGUUCUACUUUGGCCUCGUCGCGCUCAGGAUGAGCAUCCUCAAAAGGAUGGGUACUAUUUUCUUUUACAAGAAAGAAACACUGAUGGGACCAUCAAAUAUGCCCAGAUGCAACUGCUUUCCAAGGAGACGGAUGCUCGACGGCUGGUUGAAAGAGGUUUUCUUCCAUGGCAGCAGGAGGACUUUGAUGACUUGUGCAAUAUUCCCAACUUAACAGAGAAAACACUUCUAGAAAAUCUCAAAUGCCGCUUUCUAAAACACAAAAUUUAUACCUAUGCAGGAAGUAUUCUGAUUGCAAUUAACCCCUUCAAGUUCUUGCCCAUUUAUAAUCCUAAGUAUGUCAAGUUGUAUGAGAAUCAUCAACUCGGGAAGUUGGAGCCUCAUAUUUUUGCCAUUGCCGAUGUGGCUUAUCACACAAUGCUUAAAAAACACGUUAACCAGUGCAUAGUUAUAUCAGGUGAAAGUGGUUCUGGAAAAACUCAAAGCACAAACUUCUUAAUUCACUGCCUCACAGCACUGAGCCAGAAAGGGUACGCGAGUGGUGUGGAGAGAACUAUUCUAGGAGCUGGACCAGUUCUGGAGGCAUUUGGAAAUGCAAAAACAGCACAUAACAAUAACUCCAGCCGUUUUGGAAAGUUUAUUCAAGUCAAUUAUUUAGAGAAUGGUGUUGUCCGAGGGGCUGUUGUUGAAAAAUACCUGCUUGAAAAAUCUCGACUUGUUUCUCAAGAAAAAGAUGAAAGGAACUACCACGUCUUUUAUUAUUUGCUACUUGGAGUCAAUGAAGAAGAGCGUAAAGAAUUUCACCUUAAACAACCUGAAGAUUAUUCCUACCUCAAUCAGUGUAACUUGAAAAUUGAAGAUGGGGAAGAUCUCCGGCACGACUUUGAAAGAUUAAAACAAGCAAUGGAGAUGGUUGGCUUUCUUUCAGCAACAAAAAAACAGAUUUUUUCAGUGCUUUCAGCUAUUCUUUACUUGGGCAACGUGACGUACAAGAAGAAAGCUACAGGCCGUGAUGAAGGAUUGGAAGUAGGACCUCCUGAAGUGCUGGACAUUCUUUCCCAGCUUUUGAAAGUCAAACGUGAAAUUCUAGUGGAAGUGCUGACAAAAAGAAAAACGGUGACUGCUAAUGAUAAACUUAUUUUGCCGUAUAGUCUCAGUGAGGCCAUAACAGCCCGUGAUUCAAUGGCGAAGUCCUUGUACAGUGCUCUGUUUGAUUGGAUUGUUCUGCGAAUUAAUCAUGCGCUCCUUAAUAAGAAGGACAUGGAGGAAUCUGUUACAUGUUUGUCCAUUGGUGUACUUGAUAUUUUUGGGUUUGAAGACUUUGAAACCAACAGUUUUGAGCAGUUCUGCAUAAAUUAUGCAAAUGAGCAGCUUCAGUAUUACUUUAACCAGCAUAUUUUCAAAUUGGAACAGGAGGAAUAUAAGAGUGAAGGGAUCACUUGGCACGAUAUUGACUAUACUGAUAAUGUGGCCUGCAUUCACUUAAUCAGCAAGAAGCCCACAGGUCUCUUCUAUCUUCUGGAUGAAGAAAGCAAUUUUCCACGUGCCACCAAUCAAACUCUACUAGCAAAAUUCAAACAGCAGCAUGAGGAGAACAAGUUUUUCGUUGCAACCCCAGUAAUGGAACCUGCUUUUAUUAUUCGACAUUUUGCUGGAAAAGUCAAAUACCAGAUAAAAGAUUUCAGAGAGAAGAACAUGGAUUACAUGAGGCCAGACAUUGUUGCUUUGCUGCGAAGCAGUGACAGUGCCUAUGUUCGGGAGCUGAUAGGAAUGGACCCCGUCGCUGUGUUCCGCUGGGCCGUUCUACGAGCAGCUGUUCAGGCCAUGGCUGUCUUUGCAGAAGCUGGACGCCAGAGAGCUCAGAAGACUGCAGGAGUGGUGCGUCAAGGACCCAGAGUUCCCCUUGGAGAACUCCAGAGAUCGAAUACACCAGUAGAAAAAGUUUACCGCCGCUCAAUGCUUGAUUUCUCAUUUGAUUGUUCUGAGGAUUUCGAUAUAAAUGCUUUUGAAGACAUCAUUUCUUUUUAUGAAAACAAGAAAGACAUGCAUGAGCAAAUCAUCGCAAGUAUAAAAGGACUUCCAUGGCAGGGAGAUGAUCCCUGUAAGCUGCUUCGGUCACUCAAUCGACUCCAACACCGCUCCCACUUCAUGAAAAGUAAAGCUAUCAAACAAAAGCAGAUCAUUCCAAAGAAUUUGUUGGAUUCCAAAUCUCUGAAGCUUAUAGUGAGCAUGACUCUACAUGAUCGGACUACAAAAUCCCUCUUACACUUGCACAAGAAAAAGAAACCCCCUAGCAUAAGUGCACAGUUCCAGACUUCACUUAAUAAAUUAUUGGAGACAUUGGGGAAAGCUGAGCCAUUCUUCAUCCGUUGUAUCCGCUCCAACGCUGAGAAGAAAGAAAUGCUCUUUGAUGAAAACUUGGUGCUUCAGCAGUUAAGGUACACUGGCAUGCUUGAAACUGUGCGAAUCAGAAGAUCUGGUUAUAGUGCCAAGUAUACAUUCCAGGAAUUCAUAGAUCAGUUUCAGGUGCUGCUUCCCAAAAAUGCCAAAGCCUCUAAAGAAGACAUUUUUGCUUAUUUGAGUAAACUAAAAUUGGAUAAAAACAACUGUCAAAUAGGGAAGACCAAGGUUUUUAUGAAGGAGGCUGAGCGACAAAUACUACAGGAUACACUACACAAAGAAGUGAUCAGGAAGAUCAUUCUCCUCCAGAGCUGGCUCAGGAUGGUUUUAGAAAGGAGACGCUUUCUCCGAACACGGCAAGCAGCCAUUGUUUUACAGGCUUGCUGGCGUUCCCGCUGUGUUAGGAGGGCUCUGCAAAGGAAUAAUGCUGCCAUUUACAUUCAGUCAGCAUGGCGAAGAUACAGGGAGCAAAAAAGUUACCUUGAACAGAGGAAGAGAAUUUGUCUUGUGCAAGCCAUGGUCAGAGGGUAUCUUCAGCGUAAGAGAUUUCAGAAAAUGGUUAUGGAAAAGCAGAAAGCUGAAGAAGAGCAGAGAAAAAUGCAGGAAGCUCAAGAGAGAGAGAAUGAUAUGAGCAAGGAUGAGGGCAGUGAAGCAAAACCAGAUCAAUUGCCUGUGAAACACGAGUCAGCAGAGCUGGAUCAAGUUGUUGAGGGUAAAGAUGAAGUUCCAAGUGAGCAAACCGAAAACCUGGGCUCAUCUGAAACAGCCACAUUGCCUCAGAAGAAUGUGAUAGAGGGCUCUGAGAAAGUAACGAGCAGCCGAGAGAAACGUGAAUUUCGCCGGCAGAGGGGGCUGGAACAUAAUGAGCUACAGAAUAAGCAUGUCCAGUUUUCCUUUGAAGGAGGAGCUUUACUGUGUCUUGAAGAGCAAACCUCUUCUGAAGAGGCCCUGGAAAACAUUCUGGAACCAAAAGAGUCCAGAGAACAAGAUGUUGUCCUACAAGGAAGCAAUGAGAAAGAACAAAAUGCAAAUGAUGGAAAGGCCAUUUCAGACACACCACUGUUAAGUGAGAUAAAAGAAAGUAGCUGUAGUCCUGAGCAACCACCUGCAUUGGAAGGUGAAGGAGUAGAUAAGACUGUUAACAGAGGGAUGAAAACACAAGAGAACCAAAAUAGCCAACUGAAAGUCAGCCAGAGCUGUCCUGAAAGGCCAACAAAUCUUGCACUGAAUCUUGAAAACACGCUACUUGCUACUGGGAGCUUUCAAACUCCAGCUGAAUCUUGGGGAGAUAAAAACAGACGGCCUGUUCAGAAGGAAACCAAGGAUCUGGAUAGUCCUACUUCUUCCCAGAUCCAGAGAUAUGUGGAUGACCCAGGAAAACUGAAGUAUAAGAGAGAAAAAUGGAAAGGAAAGAGGCAGUCUGAUGCUGGUCAGAAUGAUAUGCUGAGCCAGUCUUUGGAUGGAAGAACACGUGCAGAUCAGUCUCCUCAGGAUCAACUAGAAAAGAAGGGGACUUCAUCUUCAUUAAAUGAUCUCUCAGUGCUGGCCCAUGCUGCCACAAGUCAGCAAUCACCAGAUGCAAUAGAAGAAGAAAAAGGCAGCAAGAAAUAUCUUUUGCAAAAGAAGUCGAGUGACCUACCUACCUCUGAUUCAGUUGUUUCUAUGCAGCCAGCAAGCCAGCAAAUAGAUGCCAAGUCUGCUUUCAAAAGUCCUCUGCGUAGACUUUUGGGGAAAAAGCCAGACAAGAAAAUCCCAAAGGAGUAUCCUGAUGUGAUUGAUGAAGGAGAUGGACUCUCACUCACUUCGUGCAUCUUGUUUCCAGAAAUGGGAGGAGCACAGAAGGUUUCUGAAGCUUCUUCUGGGCAGCCAAGUCGUAUCCAGGCAGGGGAGCGCCAUGUGAAGGAGAGCAGUAAAACAAAGAAGAACCGCACUAUUAAGAUCAGCAAGGUCUCAAAUGUGUCUCAGAAUUCUAUAGUCCGUGAGAUUGCAAAUGCCAAUGAACUGAAGCAUCUUGAUGAGUUCCUUCUAAACAAGAUCAAUGACUUGCGCUCCCAGAAAUCUGGUGUUGAAUGCUUGUUUUUUGAAGCCACUGAGAAGUUUAGAGGAAAUAUCAAGACCAUGUACUCUGCUCCUAAUGGGCAAAUCCACGUUGGCUACAAAGAUCUGGUGGAAAACUACCAGCUUCUAGUUACAAAUCUGGCCAAAAAAAGGGAAGAGAAAGAAGUGAAGCUGGUUUUGAAUCUCUUCCAAUCCCUUCUAGAUGAAUUCAUCAGAGGAUAUACAAAAAAAGAAGAAUCUGAACAGCCCAAGCAAACCAAAGCCCAGAAGAAGAAGCGAAAACAAGAUCGUGCAAUUGAAGAACACAAUGGUCAUGUAUUCACGAACUACCAAGUAAGCAUUCGGCAAUCAUGUGAGCACUGCUCAUCAUACAUCUGGCCCAUGGAAAAGGCCUGUCUCUGCAGUGUUUGCAAGUUGACUUGUCACAAGAAAUGCAUGUCCAAAAUCCAGAGCAGCUGUACAUCCUGUGGGAAAAAGAGUGAACAGGAUGCAGAACCACGUCACUUUGGAGUGUCUGUGAGUUCCCUGACCAGUGAGAGAAAUUCGGUCCCCAUUGUCAUGGAGAAGUUGCUAGAACAUGUGGAGAUGCACGGCCUCUACACUGAAGGCAUAUACAGGAAAUCAGGAUCAGCAAAUCGUAUGAAGGAGCUGAAACAGCUGCUGCAAGCAGAUCCCAGUUCAGUGAAACUGGAGAAUUACCCUAUUCACACUAUUACGGGGAUUCUUAAGCAGUGGUUACGAGAAUUACCAGAUCCACUAAUGACAUCAGCACAGUACAGUGAUUUUCUUCGUGCUGUAGAACUACCAGAAAAACAGGAGCAACUUUGUGCCAUUUACAGUGUCCUUGAACAGCUUCCACAAGCAAAUCAUGAUACCUUGGAACGGCUCAUCUUCCAUCUAGUCAAAGUUGCUUUGAUAGAAGAUGUUAACCGUAUGUCACCCAACGCCUUGGCCAUUGUUUUUGCUCCGUGCCUCUUGCGUUGUCCUGAUACCUCUGACCCUUUAACCAGCAUGAAGGAUGUUUCAAAAACAACCAUGUGUGUAGAGAUGCUGAUAAAGGAGCAGAUAAGGAAGUACAGGAUAAAAAUGGAUGAGAUAAGUCAGCUGGAAGCAGCUGAGAGCAUUGCUUUUCGACGGCUCUCGUUGCUUCGGCAGAAUACGCUAUGGCCUGUAAAACUUGGGUUUUCUUCCCCAUAUGAGGGGAUGCUGAGCAAAAGCCCACAGGUCAAAGGAAAUGACAGUGGCAAUUCAGAGCUGGGCUCUCUGCAUGAAGAAGAGGAAGUUUCUGAAGCUGAUAACCGAGAAAAGGAGAUUCUCAUUGAUCGGAUACAGUCAAUAAAAGAAGAAAAGGAAGACAUAACAUAUCGGUUACCUGAGCUUGAUCAGCGAGGCUCUGAUGAGGAAAAUGUAGACUCUGAGACCUCAGCAAGCACAGAGAGCCUGCUAGAAGAGAGAACGGGGCGGAUGGAUACCGAAGGAAUUACGAUUUCUGGAGUCCAGUGCUGCGCUCAGAGCUCUGACGUGCCUGCCAAAGACAUUUGCACAGUGCCUUCUCUUUUGCAAACCUCUUCAAGUUCUUUGUCUGCAUCCCUGGCUUCAAGACGCAGAUUGUCUUUUACACUGUCCAAGAUUAAGGUGCCCCGUCGAACUCCAGUGAUGCCAACAGCAAACAUCAAACUUCCUCCUGGGAUUUUCAAAUGUACCGAAUCUCAGGGCAAGGCUUCAGCUGAUGAAGAGUCUCCAAUAGUGGUGAGACGAAGGGAGCAGCCAGCAAUACGAACUGAUAAAGUCCACUCUAUCUACAUUGCACAAGGGUCUGCAAUGACCCACCCUCAGGAACUUUUAGAUGAAUAUGAACCAACAGCAAAAGUAAAACGGAGGUUUUCAGACCCUUAUUCCCACCUUGUGUGUACGGAGAAGUGAAAUACUGAAGCUGUCUGGAUCUUUCUGAAGUUGACUUUAGAUUUUUAAGGCUUUGAAGGCUGUGAACUUAUUCAUGAAUGUACAGGUAAAGAAAAAAUAGCGUCCCGUUUCUGCUGCCGUGCCUUCUUCCAUUUGCCUUACAGUGGACUUUAAUGGGACCAACAGUGAGUGUGGGUCAGUGUACGUUGCCUUAAUUUUGUAUGUUUUUAUGACGACUUUGUGCGGUUUACAGAACUGUUCGUGUUGUAAUAGCCUUAACUGAGACCAAAUGUACAAAAAUGUUCAUUAAUACAUUGCACUUUUUAAAAAAAUACA